AACUAAUAACUGUGAAUUGUGGAGGCACGUUUGGUUGUACUGUGGUCCCAUUUGGUUUUAUGACACUGAACUAGUUAUUCGCGUUCUUGGAUUAAUAUCUAAUUGACUUUCUGAUUACUAGCGGGCAGAACAUGUUUCUUGAAUUCUCGCUGAUUCCAGGAAAUAUAAUUCCACAAAAGCCUUCCGAAUUCGGUUGGACAAUGUUUUCACGGGUUUACUUAAAUGGAUUUUAACAUUUUGCAUUCCUCAACUGCGCAUGAUGCCAGACCGUUCCUUUAGUCAGGCAAAUAAUUCAGGUGAAGAAAGUCACGUGAUCUCGAAUGCGGGUAGCUUUUGCGAACUAGAUGACCAUGUUUGUCCUUCUGAUAAUAAUCUCAGUCGUCUUUCACCGCCAUCUGCUACUUUCCUAAUUCAUGGAUCAGAGAUUCCUCACCAUGCUCCUGCUCCUCCUAUCAGGUCUUCAAGUACAUUGUGAGUCUUCACGAAACGUUUUAUUCCUGAAAAUGUUCUGAGAUUUGAGUUUUCUUCCCUGAUUGAGUUACUAAUAUAAAAUAAUUUAUCACUGUCUAGUCUGUUAGGACGAGUGCUUAAAGGGGAGGUUGUGGUUUUUGUCGGUCAGAUUCAACUGAUGGGCAUCUUGUACUUGUUUUUCCUUUUUGACGUGAAUGAAAAAUUCGCAGUAGACCAUUCGCAACUGGUUAUUGUAGUCUGUAACAAUCCAAUUACUACUAAGCCACUACGGAAGAAGAUUAGCCAGCGAUAGUUUGCUGAUAAACUUGACAGUUAUAACACCAGCUCAUAAUAAUCGACGAGACAAUAAUUUACAAAGAAUCUUGGUGAACUUGGUAAACUUUACCAUCUUACUAGGGUCAGGAGAGUAUUCGAGGUUACAAGUCAAAGUUAGGGAUUGGAGUUAAGGUUUUCCAUCACGUACUAAUGUCAGCUAUAAUUCCAAAGUGUCAUUUGACUGCGUGAAUGACUGGAUUUCGUGCCAAAAUUCAAGACUUGCUGUCCAUAAGUUAUGGUCUCGCCUAUCAGAGAUAGCUGUAUUAGUCAUAAUUUACCUUCAAAAGUAAGUCGCUACUCAACUUAGGAUGCUGUGUUCUACAUCCUUAUUUAUUAGUUUCCCCACAGUAAAAUUGCCAAACAUAUUUAACUACACGUAAAGUUAAGUGACUCAAAUUGACCCUUAAAAUUUUAUAAUCAGUGUUAGCCAACUAAAGAGAUGAGUUGAGUUUCAUUCGUCAGACUGAAAUCAGUCCAUUUUUAAUGUUUGGCUAUAUGAUUAUGUUUUUUUUCUCCUCCAUCACACAAAACUGUAAGUAGUUUAUACGAUCCUAACCUAAUUCCGCAUUUGUAUGGAUAAGAUAAUGGUCUACAAAAUUAGAUUAGUAGACUAUUUUAAAACCACACCCUAAUCUGUCAGGGUAUCUUGGAGUUCCUAUUGUCUAGUACAUCACUAAUAGUCUAGUUGAGAUUUAUUUAUACAACUCCAGAUGAAUCAGUCCUUAUUCAUUAAUUCAGGGAACAUAAUGUUGACACAACCCAUCUUACAUGUCUUUGAGUUAAUAUCUUCAUACAGCUGCUCCCAAGCUGAUCCUUCUAUAUCCACAUGGAUCCGUGUUUUCAGAAAGCGGUGUAAGUAAACUAUUUGAAUCAAGGACGUCAGCUAAACUUCGUAUUUCUAAAGUGCAAAUCUCAUCCCUAAAAAUAAUGUUGUUACGGUAUUUCAACACUUCAUAUUUGACUUCGCUUCAGCUUUGCUAUACUCGUCUAAAUUUGGCACAAUUUAAAUAUCAAUGUGUAUCCUCGGAGAUCGAUUGUUAGUUUUAUGAAGAACCUCGAAAUGUAAUGUUCGUUUCUCAUAUGGUUGAUACGCCCGUGCACCAAACUCCAAUACUGUGAAUGAGACCAUUAUAUCCUCUUCUUUCCUAAUACACCAGAGUGAGUGUAGUACUUGUUGGUCAAGACAUUAGGAGAAUUAUCUGCACAAGUGAAAACACAUUGAAAGUCCAUGAACAAAAUUCACUGAAUAAAUUAAUGUAACAAAAAUGUGUUGACAAUUGACCUUAAACUGAUAUGCGAACUUAAAACUGGUUUUUUCAUAAGUUAUAUUUGGGACUUCUACAUCCUCAACAAUGAUGUUACCAUAUUUGUACCAUAGCUCAUUCAACUUGCUUGUAAAUGAUGUAUCUUACUACAUUAGAUCAGUUAUUUGCUGACUAUUGUCUUGGUCAGGUCAAUAAUUAAAGUUUAACGCAAAUCGGUAACCAAAUGUACGUUCAUGUGUUUUUAGCCACCAACGUUUUAUAAAGACUAGUAUUACUGUCAUGUAUCAAAAUGAAGCAAAGCUCUUAACUGUAGCUCAACGACUGAAAGUCGAGUCCUUUAAGUAUUAAACAACUCCAAGCUGUAUUCUCUUCUUCGUCUACUCCUAAAUCCAAUUAACGGUCGUUCAGUAUAAACUACGUUAAUAAAUGCACAGUCAACUGUAGCUGUUAAACUAAAUUAGGGAAAACUCGUUGGUUUGGUUAUUACUGAUCUGAAACCAUUUCUAUGUUUUAUCAGUGCCCUAACAUGUAAAUUGUAAAUGUAGACAUUAUUGGCGGACACCAAUUUAUCGUGGUUAUCUUCAAAGUGAAAUUUUUGCUCUAGUAAAAAAAUAAACAAGGUUUGGUGGUUGGAUAAGACAUUCCCAAACUACUGCCUAAAUGUAUUUGUUCAUCAUGACUGUUCGCGUCCCCUAAUUUUUAUUUAACUUUGUUUUAAGUAUGCUCUUGGAAACAACAAUAUUCACCUAACGUAGAGACUCCCUUAUCCACACCAGCUACGGAGACAUAGGUUUUUUGGUAGGAAUAUUGACACCAGUUCUUAAUCGCCCUGAGUAGCAAUUAAAAGAGGAUUUAGAAUGCGUUUACCUCCCUCUAAAUGCAAAAUGUUGCUCCAGGAGUAGUCUUUCUCAAUGUAUAUUCUUAUCAUAGGGACUAAAGUAACUAGUGGCAAGGGCAAUAUGACUUAUUGAAAGCCUUAUCACCCAUGAUAGUUUAGGGAGUAACGAAAUCUCAACUCAUUCACAUCUCUUCGGCUUUUACCAGUGACGCAUAUAUAUUUGGUGCCCCUUUGUACCAAUAUCUGUGUUCAAAUAAAUCACAUGAUUCACGCAUGAUGUCUUCUAAUCAAAAGAUUUACAUAAUAUACAGCGGUCCAUCGUAUGUUGCUCUAAGACUGGAACGGUCUAUAUAGCGGAAAUAUGCGUAAACUGCAAGUACCUGACCAUAGAUAUCUUCGAAGUAUUGCUUAUGUAUGGUAGUUGUGCCUUAGUAGUUAAAGAACUUUCAACUAGAAAAUCGCAGAUUCGAACCACGUUUUAUCUACCUUUGUUUGCAAAGCCAGUUUGGAUCAUUAACCAGCACAGUCUCAGAGUAUAUAAAACCUUUACUUGGUGAAUAAGUAUGCAGCCAUCGGGUGAACAGUGCUAGUUGUACAGGACAUUACAUGCAAGUAGCAAUUCGAUUUGUGAAGCUUUAAGUAUUCAUAGACUGAGUUAGCUAAGAUAUGCGUUAAUUAUACCUAACCAUUACGUACCUCAACACAAUAAUGACAGAUAAUAAGAGGCUGGAGAAAAGCUAGGGGUGCCCAAACCAAAACGUGACGUUACUCCAUGAAGUCGUCGACUUUUUAUCUGAACCGACUGCUAUUUGUGGUUUGAAACAUUGGUAGAUAGCUCAAAAUCGGUCGCUGCGGCACAAAUCCAUUCAUCUUGCAUUUUCAGAAUAUUAGUACUUUUUAUUCUGUUUUCAUUCUUCCUUUUCAAAGUAAGUUCGCAAUGCCUAGUUUUUUAUUAACAAGCACUACUACUUCAACCACUUUGCUAUUUCAUCUUGUCUUUCUAACGUGGUGUAGCACAUCUGUCUCAGAUUCUACAAAGUUUAUGGUUAACGGGUUGACUUGGUAUGUUCUAGUAGACUUAGAUAAAAUGAUCGUCUUCAUCUCGUUGUCUCUCCAUCCUAAGUGUUUUUCUUAAACGGAAUUAUCAGGUUGUGCAACUUGUAUAAUCGAUUUGUCAAGUCUAGGGUGGAACAUCCUGUGGUGUAACUCGAGUGUUUCAACAUGUUUAGAUCAUUAAAAUUAUGUGAAUUUUUGAACAAGAUAGACAAGGCUUUAUUUGAUAUCCACGUGACCUAGUGAGCGAAGCAGCAUAUGCAAUAACUCAUUCUAUUGUUAUCUACUGAUUCUCAACAGUUGCUUGAUAUUCUUCACUAACAGAAUUAACAAACUAUUCAUUCUGCUUGAUCAGUUAUGCUAACCGAAGAAAGUGCUGUAGGUAGGAUUUUUUCACAAAAUGCAUAAUUCCAAGUUUUGCACUCUCGUUUGAAGUUAGUUACAUUAAAUUAAGCGUUUAUACUCUGUUUCAAUCAAGCGUUGCUCUGUAACACCUUGAGAAUCCAGCCGAAGCACUUAUGGUAUACAACAUGUAUAAGUCAAUGAUCCGAUAAAUCGUUCGUGUUUUCUCCUGAUAAAGGUACGUUUGUUUUAUAAGUCGAUUGAAGUCUGAGUAGAAAGUCCAUGUGGAGUCUGAAGUAAACAUAAUUGCCUGCAACUUCAUCCAUAACUAAGUCGAGAAAAAGAUGAAAGUAAAUAUUUCAGGCUUUCAUCACUGGUUUUCGGUAACUAAAUAAUUAUGUAUCGUCCGUCAACUAAUAUUAUACGUUCAUGUAAAAGGCAGUUUAGUUAUUCGUUCCGUAUCUUCUUCAUGGACAGACUUCCAUAAGACGCCGUAGUCAAAGUGAGAUAUGGCCUUCUAGUGAAAUAAUACAUCUAAUGUGGGGCAUCAGUAUAUAUUCUUUUACUUAAAAACAGAAAUGAUCUAUGCUACUAACAUUACACCCUCAACCAGGCUAAUUUCCGGAAAUGUCUCAUUCUAUAACUAGUUGGGCGUUUGAUAACUGUAGGUCCUGGAAUUUUAAAAAGUAUAUUAUUCAGACAGCUCCAUUUCUGAUAAUUAAAAUCAUUCUCCACAACCACCUGUACUUACAAUCAUCAUGUAUUUACUAGUGUGGUGUGUGCUACUUAUAUUGACAUAAGUAGUAUGUGAUGUUUGUCGUGAACAGAAGGUCUGGCAGCAGAGAGACAAGAGGAUCGAACAGUAAAGAAUGAAAACAGGAUGCAAUUUGUAUGAAAAUGCAAGAACAAUGAAGUCUGGGUCAUUUUGAGACGAUUGGUGGACAUUUUGCAAAUUAAGCAUUUACUUUAUGAUUGUUAUAUUUUAUUAACAAGUCCUGUAAUUUUGUGUUAAAUACAUUCGAUUGUCCCCACCCGUGUUCUGUUCACUACACUAGUGGCAAAAUUCAAGUAGUAAUUGUCGAGAUUCUAGCGAGAAAGCGUGACCACGGGGGACCUGACCGUGUUAAUCAUUUGACAAAUAUCACCAAUUGGAAUGGUUGUAUAAUAUUAUAAAAUGACUGAAUUUAGAUAUCUAAACUGCUGUAUCUCAACUCAGGGGUCUAAAAGCCAAGUGCUGUCCGCGUGACCUAAAAGUUGUGGGUUCGAUCCCUAUCGGGGUCGUGAAUGGACUCUUUUUGAUCUUUGUUCUAAAACAAAGCAGUUGUCCAAUACCUUUUAGUAUUUAUUAGUUGUCUGACUCAAGUUAUUACGUCGUAUAAACCUACUUAUUACAAAGGUGCUUACUUUAGAUUGUAUAUCAACUUCAAUGAUGUACUAAAUAAAUGAAAGAUAUAUUUCAAUACGAGUUUUAGUAACAUAUUACUGUCAUUUUGUAGGCGUAAAAAGAACAAACCUGUUUUGCCUCCAUCAAAACCUUUGCCAACUCCACCUGGGAAAGAAGAGAAAAAGAAAAAGAAAGUGAAAAUGUUCCGAUUUCCUAAAUUUGGUCGAUCGGAAAAAACUGAACCACAAAUUUCUGGUCCUACAGAAGUUACGCAUAACCUACAUGUGGCAUUUGAUAAGUCCACAGGCGAAAUCAAGGGUCUUCCUAUUUCAUGGCAGAUGCUUUUAACAGCAUCAAAUAUAUCACGAACAGAACAAGAAAAGAAUCCAGAAAUCCUUCUUGGCGUACUACAAUGUUUUGAUGAAUCGGCUAAACAGAAAGAUAAAUAUAUGACAAAUGUGUCUGUCAUUACAAAUUCCUCUGGCUCCGUUGAAUCGAUGAAUUCCAACUCCCGCUCCUGCUCAGUUUCCUCUCAAAGUAUGCCAAUCGCACCAGGUCAUUGCGACAUCAGCUAUUUACAUUCGGGCUCCUAUCAAUCUGCUUCAUUUAAUUCUACGACAUUAUCAUCUGCACCUAUUUCAGCGGAGGAAAAUAAUUUAAUUAUGUCAAUGGCUGAAACUAGUUUAACAGGAAUGACAAUAAUUUCCAGUGCUUUACCGGCAACUACACAUUCUUGUGCGGGUAGCAAUAGCAGCGGCCGUGGUAGCAGUUGUACCACUAACAGUGGCAGCGUUGGUGGUCGUGGUGUAAGUGGUGGUGUUCCAAAUGGUUUAAGCGCUGCAAGUUUAGUAGAACUAACUUCUAAUCACACUCACAUGUGUCCUUCAGGGUCUGGAAGAAGAACAAGCACAGGAGGUGCCGUAUUUUUGGGUGGUAUUAGUCCAACCCGUACAUUUGGUGGACGUGCAAGUGGUUCGACAAUUCCUGAAAUGUCUCCAGCACUUGGGAAUCAUAGAAGCAUUAACAAUACAGGAGAUAUCGCUCGUUCUGGGCCAGACUCCAUGAUAUCAGCGAAUUCAGGAACCCUUACAAAUGGACAACUUCUCAAUCAUAGCCGUCAUGCUAGAGAUGCCAAUUUAGCUAGUGAUAAUCAUAAUGGUCAUUCAACUGUAUCUGUUCCUGCUCUUCCAAUUACAUAUGAUGUUAGUCUUGGUGAACUUAGCAGCAGUCGUAGCAGUGGUUGUUCACUAUCUUGCUCUGGUGCUAGCGGAAGUGUCAGUAUUUCUGGUUUAGCAAGUUCAGCUAGUAUGGUUGGACAUUUAUUUGGAGGUAUAAAUAGUAAUGAGAACAGUCCUACAAGUAUUCUUCCGCCUAGUAUGUUACCAUCUCAAUCACCGUUACCACAUAACAACUGUUGUUCAUUUGUCUCCUAUCCACCAUCAUCAUCACCACCGCCUGUUCCACCUCAUGCAACUACUGUCGUAUUAAGAAAUUUAGAUUUUUCUGAAAGUUGUACAAAUAAUUUUGAAAUUAGUAGUGUUAAAGAAGAAGGUACUCUACGGCAUACAUCUUCAUUUCAUAAUACAAUCUCUGAAUCAUCUACAUGUUUACCAUUUCAUGGAGAUAGAUUAGUUCCAGAAUCCUGUAUAAUGGUCGGAGAAUCUUCUUCCGAUGAAGAAGAAGAGGAUGAGGAUAUUGAAGAUGAAGAUCACGAACAAGAAGAGUAUGAAGAAGAUGAGGAGUUAGGUGAAGAUGAAGAAGAGAGCGAGAACGAACAAAGUGAAUUAAGCAAUAAUGAAAUAACUACAUCUCAGGCUACUGUUGAAUGGAUGACAAGCAGUGGAACUUGUAGUAAUCUACCUACUCCAAUGACUAUGUCCAAGGGAUCUGAAAAUGGUGUUACCAGUGAAGCUUUUGAUAAUCGGAAUGGUGUACUCGCUUCAAACAAAACAACAUCAACAAAUAGUGAGAAUAUACCAAAUUUGGUCAGUACUAGUAAAGAUAGUGGGACAUCGAAGAUCAUCCAGUCAUCAACUUCCGAUAGAAAUGUUCCACCAGCUGUUCCAGUCAAACCACAGGGUUUAACACAUGUGUUUCGCACACAACAGCAAACUAAAAUACACCAAUCUCCUCAUUUCUUCCCACAUCAACCGCCUACAAAUAAAAUAGAUUCAAGUAACACUCCUACGAUUACAACAACUACCACUUCUGCUGCUGAAGAUGUAGCCAAAUCGACUACACCUAGUGCACCUAGGCGUCGUACUGGGAAUCAUCGAUUAACAGAUCAGCAGGUACAUGAUAAAUUAAGAGCUAUUGUAAGCAAAGGUGAUCCAUAUCAAAAAUAUCGUAUGGUAGAUAAAAUUGGUCAAGGGGCAUCUGGUGUGGUAUAUAGUGGAUAUGAGAUUGCCACUGGCAGUUUAGUGGCUAUUAAACAAAUGAAUUUAGCUCAACAGCCUAAAAAAGAAUUAAUCAUUAAUGAAAUUUUGGUUAUGAAGGCUAAUCGUCAAGCAAAUAUUGUAAAUUAUCUAGACAGUUAUUUAGUGUCCACUUCAGUCUCUACCAAUAUGGAUCAUCAUCAGCAUUACAUGAACGGUUCAAAUCACAAGUACCAACAAUCAACUCACAAGGAUGAUAGCCUCAAUUCAUCAACAAUUAGUUCAGGCAAUUCAUCUAAAGGUGAAGAACUAUGGGUUGUCAUGGAGUAUUUAGAUGGUGGCUCACUGACCGAUGUUGUCACUGAGACGUGUAUGGAAGAAGGACAUAUUGCUUCAAUUUGUCGAGAGAUACUUCAUGCCCUUGAAUUUCUUCACGCAAAUCGCGUCAUUCAUCGUGAUAUCAAAUCAGACAAUAUUCUUCUUGGAAUGGAUGGAUCUGUAAAACUGACUGAUUUCGGCUUUUGUGCACAAUUAAGCAAUGAUGGAACUAAACGUUCAACUAUGGUUGGCACACCGUAUUGGAUGGCACCAGAAGUUGUUUUACGUAAACAAUACGGUCCAAAGGUGGAUAUAUGGUCAUUAGGUAUUAUGGCCAUUGAAAUGGUAGAUGGUGAACCACCCUAUCUAAAUGAAAAUCCUGUUCGAGCAUUGUAUCUUAUCGCUACCAAUGGUAAACCGGAAAUUAAAGAACGUGAUCGCUUAUCAAGCACAUUUCUUAAUUUCCUCGAUCGUUGCCUAGAAGUGGAUGUAGAACAAAGGGCUACGGCGAAUGAAUUAUUACAACAUCCAUUCAUAUGCAGAUGUUCUAAACCAUUGAGUUCAUUGAUUCCACUGAUCAAUUUAGCCAGAGAACAGAAAUAAUUUAACCCCUGAAUCUCAAUACAGAAUCAAGAAAACCAAUUAAUUUUUGUAUAUUGUUUCCUAAAAAAAAAUCUCUUUUCCUCAAAUCUCUUUAUUCUGUAAUCACAAUUCAUUUUUACUCUCUAUAAAUGCAUAUUAUAAUAUUAAUGAUUCAUAUUACAUUAAACAUAUACUCUUAAAAAGUAGUAAUAAUAAUAUUCACAAACUAUGGUUAUCAAUAAUGAUGAAUAAAUCUAAUCUACUCAUUUUGGUUCUAUUCACAUUUAAAUAUUCACCUAUUAUUGUAUUACAUUUUGAAGUCAUAGUAAUUUUUCCUGUGCUGUUUCCUUUUCUCUCUCUCUCUCUCUAACACACAGAAAGUACAGCCAUUCACUUGAUUGUACAUUACAGUAUUUAAUCAUAGUACCGAUUAUGUUUUUUUAUCAAGGUUAAUACCACUUACUCGUGUUUGUUAAGCUUUCCCAUUCACUUUUCUAUUCUAAUAUAAUUUUGUUUAUAAGUCAAAUUAUUAACAAGUGUAAUAUAAUAAAAAAAAGUAAUAAUAAUACACUUAGGAAUCACAAUUAAUUACUUAAUAAUCUCUUUUUAAUUAAUACAUCACUCAAAUGAAUUAAUGUGAACAUUCAUAACCAUCCAUUGGGUUUUUUUUCUUGAAUUUUACACAUAUAUGUAUUCUAUGUGGUUUUAAAACACAACUAUUCGCUGUCUUUAUACUCACACAUUCAUCCACUCACUGUUUAUCUUCUCGUUAAUUGUCAAGUUUUAUUUUUAUUGCUCACAUUAUUAAACACAUAAUGAUUCUUUUUUCUCUGCUCUUUUCUUUCCGUCAAAUAUGUUUACAUACAUGAUUUUGUAGGGUAUUAAAUUUCGAGUAUGUUUUUAUUGCUUAUUCUCAAUUUCAUUGUCAUUUGUACACAAUAGAUCUGAUUUAUCUGGGUUGACUGGCCAAAAGAAGAAUAGAACACAUUGAAAAACAGACAUUAGGUUUUAACUAUUUAAGCGCCUUUUUUCUCUUCGAGUAACAAUAGUAUGUUACAUUUAAAAUCUUUCACUGAUUAAACUGGAAUGAAGAAUACACUUCUACAUGUAACAUAUCUCGCCAAUUUUCAAGGGAUAUUUCUCAUACAUACAAUUUCUUCGGCUUCUUUAUCUUUCGGAAAGGAGAGAAGUUGUCAGUAACUACUCGCUUUUCAUUAUGCAUCAUUGUACACUUCUUUCUACCACGUUGUACUUGUUUGCUUGUUUCAACUGAAGAUCAUUGUUUUAUGCUGCGAGUGGUGUUGCUACAUCGCUUACUUACUACCAAUUAAGUGUAAGUACUAUGACAAUGACAGCUUCUACUUUGUAAUGAUCUUUUUUAUUUUUUUCAUUUGUGUUUUUCUUCAACUUUUUAUUUGUUGUUUACUCUUCGAAAUGACACACAUUAUAUCUACAAAAUACCUUUU
Molecule: messenger RNA, 10409 nt
Organism: Schistosoma bovis
Lineage: Eukaryota; Metazoa; Platyhelminthes; Trematoda; Strigeidida; Schistosomatidae
Source: the annotation of a GenBank genome assembly